Messenger RNA from Medicago truncatula (barrel medic), 1461 nucleotides. Its product is annotated as protein trichome birefringence-like 43. The coding region runs from base 165 to 1220 and encodes 351 amino acids. Gene Ontology annotation, molecular function: O-acetyltransferase activity. NCBI's taxonomy places the organism in Eukaryota, Viridiplantae, Streptophyta, Magnoliopsida, Fabales, Fabaceae. The transcript has 5 exons. The record is from RefSeq and is a predicted model, not a curated record. Gene Ontology annotation, cellular component: Golgi apparatus.
AUAUUCAUUAUAGUUUCCAAUUUAAAAUAGUUUCCAAUUUAAAUCCAUUUGAUGUUAACUCUUCUCCCUCCUUAUAGUAUCCCCUAUUCAUGUAACUCACUAGCAUAAAUAGACACAAACCUCAUUAGAAAAAUUGCAAACCGCUUCCAUCAUCUAAAACCACCAUGAAAUCUAUCAUCAUAUUUGUUUCUCUAAUUCAUGUGCUUCUCAUGAUUCAUGUUCAUGGGAAGACAAUAGGGUUUGCAAAGAGUGGUUGUGAUUUGUUUCAAGGGAAAUGGGUUUAUGAUGAAUCAUAUCCUCUUUAUCAAACCUCACAGUGUCCCUUUAUAGAAAAAGAAUUUGAUUGUCAAAAUAAUGGUAGACCAGAUAAAUUCUAUCUCAAGUAUAGAUGGCAGCCCACAAAGUGUGACUUACCAAGAUUCAACGGUGAAGAUUUCUUAAGAAGAUAUAGAGGGAAAAGUAUUUUGUUUGUUGGGGACUCUUUGAGUUUGAAUCAAUGGCAAUCACUCACUUGCAUGCUCCACAUAGCUGUACCACAAGCUCAUUACACCUUAGUGAGGAUUGGUGAUCUCUCCAUUUUCACAUUCACUACUUAUGGUGUUAAGGUGAUGUUCUCACGCAAUGCGUUUCUGGUGGACAUUUUUAGUGAAAAUAUUGGUAGGGUCCUGAAAUUAGACUCUAUUCAAUCUGCCAGAAAUUGGAAAGGAAUUGAUGUGUUGAUAUUUGAUUCUUGGCAUUGGUGGCUUCACACAGGAAGAAAACAACCAUGGGAUUUAAUUCAGGAAGGGAAUAACACAUUCAGAGAUAUGGAUCGUUUGGUUGCAUAUGAGAAAGGAUUGAAAACAUGGGCCAAAUGGAUUGAUGACAAUGUUGACAUUACCAAAACAAAGGUCUUCUUCCAAGGAAUCUCUCCAGAUCAUCUAAACUCAAGGCAAUGGGGAGACCCAAAAGCAAACUUUUGUGAAGGACAAGAAAAACCAUUAUCAGGAUCUAUGUAUCCAGGAGGUCCAGUUCCAGCACAGUUGGCUUUAGAGAGAGUUAUAAGAGCCAUGAAAAAGCCUGUAUACUUGCUUGACAUUACCACUUUAUCACAGCUGAGAAAAGAUGGCCACCCAUCAGUUUAUGGACAUGGAGGACAUAGGGACAUGGAUUGCAGCCAUUGGUGCCUAGCUGGUGUUCCUGAUACUUGGAAUCAGCUUUUAUAUGCAAGUCUAAUUUAAAAUUGAUUAAUGCCUAUUCUCAAAAGAGAAAAUAUAUCCUUAGUAAACAUGUAUAUUUUCAUUUGUAAAGGAUGAUGGAAUAAGGUAUCUCAUUACAUAAUCUAAAUGUGAUUUUUAUUUGAUCUAUAUAUAGGAUGAAAUUGCUCUUAUCUAAUAUAUUUGAUCAAAUUUUAGGUUGAAUUUACAAAAUGUUAUACUCAAAAUUGAAGAUUAUAUGAGAAUCUCUCUACUUUUUUAUUCA